Mesorhabditis spiculigera is the source of this 330-nucleotide messenger RNA. NCBI's taxonomy places the organism in Eukaryota, Metazoa, Nematoda, Chromadorea, Rhabditida, Rhabditidae. The record is from the annotation of a GenBank genome assembly.
AUGGACAAAAGCGGCAAGGCGAAGGCCGGCGGUGGGGGGAAACAUUCGAUUCCUGCUGACAACCGCAACAGCUACCCGACGGCCCACAAGAAACAGGGCACUGGCGGAGGAGGAGGAUAUCCAAAGCCCGGCUACGGAUCGGUCGGCUCUGAUGGUUAUCCGGACCACGCGGUCACCUCCUCGAAGGUGUCGACCGAAUGGUGGCGCGAGAAGGAGCACACCAAAUACCUCAAGAAGCGCCGCUUCACUGAGGCUCUGUCAAUACAGCCUAAUCGCGAGAGCUUUUGGCUUGUCCUGCUCGGCAUCCUGUUCGUCUCCUACAUUACUGGG